AUGAGAGCGUUCUUCCUAGUUCUAACGCUAGCGCUGGCGCUAGCUAGUGCCGCCACAACCGAGGACAAGGAAGACAAGAUCCCGGAGGAGGUCAUCGAAGAGAUUAAGGCUAGUGAUGACAAGCCGGCCGACGAUGAUGACGAUGUGCGCGGCUACAGUUACUACAAUGUAGUGCACGGUCAGCAUGGUGGCGACUCUGGGGAACAGGGCUAUCGCCCAUCAAACUAUGCCCCAUCGAAGAUUGGCUACGGCGGUGGUGGCUAUGGAGGCGAAGGCGGUUAUGAAGGUGAAGGCGGUUACGGAGGAGGUUACGGUGGUGGCUAUGGGGGCUCAUACCCGACACGCCCGCCACCCCGUCCAACAUCGGAUUACGAUUUCCCCAAGCCGAAGCCCCCGCCGAAGUGCAACUGUAAGGAUAUCAUCGAACAGAUCGAUGACCUUGACGAGAAGAUCAUCAAAUCGUUGCUGGAUCUGGAGAUCAAGGCUGACAGCAUCCAGAUAGAUGUUGCCAGCAUCCACAAGGAUACGGAGAAGGUAGCGUUUGUGUCGUCCCAGACGCAGCUGAUCGCUAACGCAGUCGACAACCAGCUGAACAUCGUGCGUCAGAACCUUACCAUCAUUAAAUCCGACGUCGAGGAAUUGACGCAGUUCCAGCAAAACAUUCCAGACCGAACCUACCUGACCGAGGCACUGUUCGGUUUGAAGUGCAGCUAUCCACGCAAAGACAAUCGAGGUGAUGACAAAAUCUACUCUUCCUGUGAGGACCCCAACAUCAAGAAAACUGGCAGCUACUGGAUUAAGGCGAACUUCUACAAACCGGUCAAGGUGGUCUGCGUGCUGGACUACGGCGGUCGUUAUAUGGUGAUCCAGAACCGUUUCGAUGGUAGCGUUGACUUCUACCGUCCGUGGAGGGAGUACAAGUACGGUUUCGGAAACAACGAGGCUGGCGAGUACUGGCUGGGAUUGGACCGUAUCUACCAGUUCACCAAGGGCGGCGCAGCUGAGCUGCUGAUCGUGCUGGAGGACUUUGAGAAGAAUAUGACCUACGCCAAGUACGAGCAGUUCGCCAUUUCGGAUGAGAACGAUCAGUAUAAGAUCACUAAGCUGAGGGGCUUCGCUGGCACUGCCGGCAAUUCGUUCGAAGCUGAGGGAAUGCGGUUCUCGACCUACGACUACGACAAUGACAAGUUCGAUCAGAACUGCGCCGCCACCACACACGGUGCCUGGUGGUACAAAUCGUGCGGUGACAGCAAUCUCAACGGUCUGUACUUGAACGGAGGCACACUGGAGAAGACCGGUGUCUACUGGUAUACGUUCCGUGGAUAUAACUACAGUUUGAAGAAGACCCGAAUGAUGCUCCGACGAAGGGAAAGUUCCGGCUACUGA
Anopheles marshallii is the source of this 1386-nucleotide messenger RNA. Its product is annotated as angiopoietin-1-like. The transcript is spliced from 3 exons. Bases 1 to 1386 code for a protein of 461 amino acids. The record is from RefSeq and is a predicted model, not a curated record. Lineage: Eukaryota; Metazoa; Arthropoda; Insecta; Diptera; Culicidae.